Histoplasma capsulatum G186AR is the source of this 1704-nucleotide messenger RNA. RefSeq lists its product as uncharacterized. The record is from RefSeq and is a predicted model, not a curated record. NCBI's taxonomy places the organism in Eukaryota, Fungi, Ascomycota, Eurotiomycetes, Onygenales, Ajellomycetaceae. Gene Ontology annotation, biological process: transmembrane transport. Bases 1 to 1704 code for a protein of 567 amino acids. Gene Ontology annotation, molecular function: transmembrane transporter activity. The transcript has 5 exons.
AUGGGUCUCGGGAUUCUCGAGGACUCACACCUCGACCACGUUCCUGAUCCCAUAUCUAAUUCCGACUGUGCAGGUACCACCUUCAUCCUCGAGGACGACUCUAGCACCGUCGAACAACUCGCCCCCUCCCUGCACAUCAAAUAUGACCACUCCGGGCCUACCCCGGUCAUCCUCGUCCCGCAGCCAAGCAAUGACCCCAACGAUCCUUUGAACUGGCCCCUGUGGAAGCGCGACGCAAUCCUCGCCAUCCUCUCCUUCGUCAGUCUCCUCUGCGCGACAACAAGCCCUCUCCUCGCCGCAAACACCGCAACCCUAGCCUUCCACUACGAAGUCUCCUUCACAGACGCUGCCCUGCUCACCGGCUAUCACCUCUGCGGCGUCGGGGUGGCCGGCCUGCUCUUCGUCCCCUCCGCCCGCGUCUGGGGCAAACGCCAUCUAUAUAUCCUCGGCUGUGUCGUGAUGAUCAUCAGCUCCGCAUGGGGCGGCGCAAGUUCAGGGAGUUACCGCAGCCUGCUGGCUGCAAGGGUUUUUCAGGGCGUGGGCCUGGCGCCGUUUGAAGCGUUGGUCAAUGCGAGUGUCGGGGACUUGUUUUUUGUUCACGAACGCGGGAAACGAAUGGCAUUGGCCAACGUCGCCCUCUUCGGUGGCAGCUUCUUAACCCCAGUCAUCGUCGGCAAGCUCACCGCCUCUAUGGGCUGGGAAUGGACAUUUAACUUCCUCGCCAUCUUCUCCGGUGUUUGUCUACCAUUGGUCAUAUUCUGCGUCCCGGAAACCGCUUUCAGGAGGGCGGCUCAUCUCAACACGGAUAUCGAAGGGGAAUAUGGCCGUGGAGAUGGCUUUCGUAAUCCUGCUAAUACCACUACAACCCAGCCUCUCGAAUCGGAGACGGAGAACAAGAGCUCAUCAUCGCAAAAAUCUCGUGAGGAGGAGGCAAAGAAGGAAGCGGCGGAAGUGGAAACGAAAGUAGAGGAUCGCAACGACCAUGGUGGUACAGAGGGAGCUACACACGAUACACACGAUACACACGAUACACAGGAUAUCAUUCCCCCAAAAGCGACAUAUUGGCAAACCCUGAAACUCUUCAACGGGCGCAAGACAGACGAGAGUUACUGGAAAUUAUUCAUCCGCCCGCUGCCAUUAUUCCUACAUCCGGGUAUUUUAUGGGUAAGAAGAUCCCCUCACCCCAGCCUAUCCACGCACUGCUCUCAGACUGAACAUCCCCAGGCCUGCCUAACCCAGGGCGUCCUAAUCGGCUGGACCGUCUUCAUUGGCGUCGUUCUCGCCGUAAUAUUUAGCGUCCCGCCGCUCUGGUUCAGCGAGGUCCAAGUCGGCUACCUGUACACGGGCGCCUUCAUCGGGUCCAUUGCCGGCCUCUUCCUCUCAGGCCUCUUGUCCGAUUACACCGCAAAGCUCCUGAUAAAGCUGAACAGAGGCAUCUACGAGCCCGAGUUCCGGAUUGUGCUGGUGCUGUUCCAGCUGAUUUUUAGCGCCAUGGGGCUGUAUGGGUUUGGGAUUACGACGGAGAACGUGGGCCGGUUUGGAUACGUGGUGCCCGAUGUGUUUUUUGGGUUUGUCAUUGUUGGCAUGGUUAUGGGCGCGGUGGCGAGUGCGUUGUAUGUUGUUGAUGCGCAUCACAUCUUCGGCAAACGUAACCGCUCGUAUUUCCACCGCAAUGAUAUCCUCAAGAAAUUGAAUCUAUGGUGA